AUGAAGUGUGAAAACUUAAUGAACCAAGGGCUACCUUUUCGUGGUCAUGAUGAGUCAGAAAAGUCUGUUAACAGAGGAAAUUUUGUGGAGCUCUUAAAAUUCACUGCUGAACAAAACGAAGAUGUGAAGGUAGUUAAAUCUGUCAUUGAAGAAAUGGGUCAUGAUGUUUUUGGCUUAUUGGUAGAUGAAUCAGCGGAUGUUUCAGAUAAAGAGCAAAUGGCAGUGGUGUUUUGUUUUGUUGAUAAAAGAGGGAUGGUCAAAGAAAGAUUCAUGAGUAUUACGCAUGUGAGUGAUACAGCUUCAUCAACUUUCAAAGCUGCGAUUGAUUCUUUGUUUGCAAAAUAUGGAUUGAGCAUAAAAAAGGUGAGAGGACAAGGUUACGAUGGGGCGGUGGGAGUUUCAUGCAAAAGGAAAGAUAUGAUUCGAGAGAGUUAUAGGAAAAAUAUUGAAGAAGGAAUCAAUAAUGGUGAAAUCAAUACUGGAACAGGGUUGAAUCAAGAGGUGUCUCUUAAUAGACCAGGGAAUACCCGCUGGAAUUCGCAUUGUAAUACUCUAUUGCGUUUGAUUGAGCUAUUCUCAUGUAUUAUUCAGGAGUUCAACGAUCGUUAUAAUGAGGUGAACACUGAAUUGCUUAUUUGUGCUUCUUCUUUAUCUCUCAUUGAUUCGUUCUCUGAGUUUGACCACUCAAAGUUGAUGAGGUUAUCUAAGUUAUAUCCAGACGAUUUUACUCAUAGGGAGUACAUAUCUCUUGAACAAGAAUUAGAUAUCUACAUUGAUAAUGUUCAAAAUGAUGAAAGGUUUACUCAUUUGAAGUCUCUUGGAGAACUUGCUCGUAUGUUGGUGGAAACUCAAAAAUAUAUGUCACAUCCUUUGGUCUACAGGCUGUUGAAGUUGGUUUUGAUUUUGCUGGUUGCUACUGCAACUGUUGAGAGAUGUUUUUCAGCGAUGAAGAUUGUGAAGACUCAUCGACAUCCGCCAUUGUUUGUGCGUGAAGUAGUGAAGUUGCAUGGAUAUCCAGCAUCAAUAGUAUCUGACAGAGGCAGUACAUUCUUGAGCGCCUUUUGGGAAGAUUGCUUCAAGUUGUCGGGUACAAAAUUGAAAUACAGUACGGCGUUUCACCCACAGAUUGAUGGUCAGACCGAGCUUAAGAAAGCUUUGGGCGAUCAUAAACAUGUUAUUCCUUUACCUGAGAUGUUCAAUGAAUCUGAAGAGUUAGUGGUGGAGCCAGAAGCAGUGUUGGAGACCCGGUACAAUGAGAAAGGUGUUUUGGAAGCUUUGGUGCAUUGGAGAGGUCUUCUAGAGCACGAAAACACUUGGGAGGUAGUCAAAGAACUACAUCGGCAAUAUCUAAAACUAGCGCUUGAGGACAAGCUUCAUUUCGAUGGGGGGGGGGGGUAUUGA
This is a messenger RNA of Camelina sativa (false flax), 1401 nucleotides long. The record is from RefSeq and is a predicted model, not a curated record. Lineage: Eukaryota; Viridiplantae; Streptophyta; Magnoliopsida; Brassicales; Brassicaceae.